CCGAACCCCACCAAGUGAGCAGCACAUGGCUAUGCCAUGCCGCGGCGGCUGGCUAUCGCGUGCGCGCAGCUGGUGGAGGGUCCCACGCACGAAGUGCCUCAGGAGGUGGAACAUGCCGACAAGCCGGAACGACUGGAUGCCUGCCUUUCUGGACUCCUGCAUUUGGCGCGGCAGCUUCGCAUCCUGGCGCCUCGCAGCGCCACAGAUGAGGAGCUGCAGCUGGUCCACAGCAAGGCGCAGGUGGCCGGCUUGAAACGAGCGCAGCUGGCAGCAAGUGGCGGCCUGGUGUGGUUGCCGGUGAAGGGAUGCCUGGAAAAGUCUUCGAAGGCCGAUUUGCUGCGUGCACGCGGUUUUGGGCAAGACACCUUCCUGACCAGCACCUCGCUGGAUGCGGCCAGACAGGCAGCUGGAGGAUUGUUUCAGCUGGUGGAUCUGAGUGUCACAAGCGGUCCUGCUGGUGGAAUUGCUUUGUGUCGACCACCUGGACACCAUGCAGGGCCCACCAGCAGCACCGGUUUCUGUUUGGUGAACAAUGUGGCGCUGGCCGCCCGAUAUGCUUUGCGCAGGUACCCAGCGUUGAUCAAGAGAGUCUUGAUUUUUGAUUGGGACAUUCAUCAUGGGCAAGGCACGCAGGAAGUCUUCUGGAAAGACUCCAGGGUGCUCUUUGUCAGUAUGCAUUUGUUUUCCAAGGGCUUCUACCCAGCCUCCGGCUCUGCACAGGAAGUUGGUGUGGGACGUGGCCUUGGCUAUACGGUGAAUGUGGCCUUACCCCAAGGAUACACCGAUGCAUGUCUGCUGUGUGCAUGUCAAGACGUGCUGGUCCCUGCUGCCGAGCGCUUUCGGCCGGAUUUGUUGCUGGUCAGUGCAGGAUUUGAUGCCAUGGAUGAAGACCCUUUGGGGGAAGCCAAGUGCACAGCUGAUGGUUUUGCAAGGAUCACCCGCUUACUCAAUGGCCUGGCGCGAAAGCUUUGUGGAGGUCGCUUAUUGCUGGCUUUGGAAGGUGGUUACCAUGAGCAUGCUUUGUCAUCUUGCUUGGGUCUUGUUGCAGAGACUCUCCUCCAUGGUGAUGACACUGAGAACUUCAGCAGCUACGCCGAGAAACCUUUGCAGGCGUCACUGAAGGCGAUCUGGGAAACACGUUUGGCGCAUCGUAGCCUUCCAUUGCAAUUGCUGGACGGCUGUACUUGGUCGAGAGACUUGGUUCCUUACAAUCGUUUCCGCAAGAAACAAAAAUGUUGGCAUUGGAGACUUCCGCGCGACCUGUCUUCAGAUUCGGAUAAUUGUCAAAAAGAUAUUUGAA
Messenger RNA from Cladocopium goreaui, 1300 nucleotides. The record is from the annotation of a GenBank genome assembly. Lineage: Eukaryota; Dinophyceae; Suessiales; Symbiodiniaceae.